Molecule: messenger RNA, 2355 nt
Organism: Striga hermonthica
Lineage: Eukaryota; Viridiplantae; Streptophyta; Magnoliopsida; Lamiales; Orobanchaceae
Source: the annotation of a GenBank genome assembly
AUGGAGGUCGACGGAGGAGUGCCGUUGGAUGACAAGGCAAAAAGAAUGAGGGAUCUGCUCUCCAGCUUCUAUUCUCCCGACCAAUCUUCUCCUUCUGCUAAUUCACCCCUCCGGCCGGCUACUCCUUCCAGAUUCGCCACGCUGGAUACCAUCAACACCACCUCCUUCGACGCCAAUCAGUACAUGAAUCUACUCGUACAAAAAUCGAAUCUGGAGGGACUGCUUCAGAAGCAUGUUGAAAUGGCUGCUGAAAUAAAAAAUCUCGAUACUGACCUUCAGAUGUUGGUGUAUGAGAAUUACAACAAAUUCAUCAGCGCAACAGAUACAAUAAAGAAGAUGAAAAAUAAUAUUGUCGGCAUGGAAACAAAUAUGGAACAGCUUCUGGAAAAGAUUACAUCUGUGCAAUCUAGGAGUGAUGGAGUCAACACAUCUCUUUUUGAGAAGAGAGAGCAUAUAGAGAAGUUACACCGCACACGCAAUCUUCUGCGGAAAGUUCAGUUUAUUUACGAUUUACCGACAAGACUUGAGAAGUGUAUCAAAUCAGCAGCCUAUGCCGAAGCAGUCAAAUUUUAUACUGGAGCCACACCUAUUUUCAAGGCAUAUGGUGAUUCUUCCUUCCAAGACUGUAAGCGGGCAUCAGAAGAAGCAGUGACCAUAAUUAUAAAAAACUUACAGGGGAAGGUUUUCUCCGAUUCUGAGUCAAUACAAGCGAGGGCUGAGGCUGUCAUGCUUCUUAAGCAGUUGGAUUUCCCGGUUGAAAAUCUGAAGGUUAAAUUGUUCGAAAAGUUGGAACAGUUCCUUGUGGACCUACAUCUUGAAUCUAAGGAAGCAAUUGCAUCCCCCAACCUGGAGAGCGAUCAAGAUUUGGCUUUUGCUUCUGCUUCUGCACAUGAGGCUUCUAUUCGUGAAUUUGCUGAAGCUGUUCGAGCUUAUAAAGUUAUAUUCUUGCAUUCAGAACCAGAGCUAUCAAAACUUGCACAGGACCUCGUUAAGAAGCACUUCGAAGCCGCAUCUCAACAAAUUAUGAAGAAGAUUAGCUCUGCUGAUCUUUUGGCGAUGCUUCGAGUUAUUUGGAAUGACGUGCUUCUCAUGGAUGAAGUGCUACCUGAAGCUUCCUUAACUGAUUUUGCUUUGCAGCAUGCUCGUGUUGCUGCUAAAGAUUAUAUUUCCAAUGCAUUCAACAAUCUUUUCAGUUGCAUUUCAGAUUACCUUACCAAAGUUCAACUAACACCAAAAGAAGGGAUAGAGGAAGAAUAUUCUCUGCAGAAAACAUUUGAAGCCAGCAAAAAGGCAAUGAUCCAAGGCACUACAGAUAUCUUACUGGACUUCCAAGGGCUACUUGAUGAAAACUCAGAAUUACUGCUGAAGUUGAGAGAUUUAACAAUUGAUUGGGUCCUAGAAGGGUUCCAAGAUUUUUUCCAGAAGCUUCAUGGUUAUUUCCUGUUGCUCUCUGGAAAGAGUAAUGCAUCAAGUCAAGAUAUGAAAUUGAUGGAGGAGAUGACAGGGGACAAAAUUGCUGCCGGUCUUGUUCUUGUGCUGGCUGAGUUCGCUCUUUUUAUUGAACGAAGUGCCAUCCCUAAAAUUACAGAGGAACUUGCCUCUUUUUCUGGUGGUGGUGGUGUACAUGGCCUCGGGAAGGGUCCAGCAUUUGUUCCUGCUGAAAUUUGCCGCAUCCUUCGGUCAUCUAGUGAAACUUUCUUGCACCUUUACAUUAAGAUGAGAACUCAGAAAAUAUCAGUUCUCCUGAAGAAAAGGUUUACAGCCCCAAACUGGGUCAAGCACAAAGAACCCAGAGAAGUGCAUAUGUUUGUGGAUUUACUUCUUUUGGAGUUUGAAGAAAUCACAAGCGAAGUAAAGCAAAUUUUGCCGCAAGGGCCAAACAAUAAACACCGUCGAACAAACAGCAACGGGAGCACUGCAUCCUCGCGCAGUAAUACUUUGCGGGAUGAUAAGUUGGGUAGGUCAACCACUCAGAAGGCCCGGAGCCAGCUUCUAGAAAGCCACCUUGCCAAGCUGUUUAAGCAGAAGAUGGAGAUAUUCACCAAAGUCGAGCACACACAGGAAUCAGUCGUGACAACUAUCGUGAAACUCUCACUGAAGAGUUUACAAGAGUUUGUGCGUCUCCAAACAUUUAACCGGAGCGGAUUCCAGCAAAUCCAAUUGGAUAUCCACUUUUUGAAGACUGCUCUGAAGGAUAUUGCAGAGGAUGAAGCCGCUGUUGAUUUCUUGCUUGACGAGGUUAUAGUGAGUAGCGCAGAGCGUUGUUUGGAUCCGAGUCCUCUGGAGCCUCCAGUUUUGGACAGACUCGUGCAAGCAAAGCUGGCCAAGGGUUCUGAGCAAAGCCCCACUUCAUGA